Messenger RNA from Suillus paluster, 1003 nucleotides. RefSeq lists its product as uncharacterized. The transcript has 4 exons. The coding region runs from base 22 to 897 and encodes 291 amino acids. Lineage: Eukaryota; Fungi; Basidiomycota; Agaricomycetes; Boletales; Suillaceae. The record is from RefSeq and is a predicted model, not a curated record.
AAAGUCAGUGACCAACACAACAUGUCUGAAGCGCCUUUCAAAUCCUUUGCUAUCGUCGGCGCAGGCCCUCACAUCGGGAUUCCUAUCGUGAAGGCUUUCCUCGCCAUUGGCGCACCAAUUCUCGUCAUUGCCCGCCCAACCUCCACGAACACUUCAGCACUCCCUGAUGAUGAUUCUAACUUGAAGGUUGUGCGCGCAGACUAUACAUCUGCAUCUGAGGUCUCGGCAAUCCUUCGUGAGAACAAAGUGGACGUCCUCAUUUCUACUGUCACACUUGUUUUCGGAGGCGUACUUGCCCAGAACGUUCUGGCGGACGCUGCAAAGGAGGCAGGUGUAAAGCUCUUCGUACCCAGCGAGUUCGGUACAGCACCGCCAGCAUCCGGCCUGUCUCAUGAAAAGCAUGACUUUGCAGUUUAUGCCAAGUCGAUUGGAUUGCCCACUCUCCGCGUCUACAAUGGAUUAUUCAAUGAAGUCGUGCCCUGGCUCACCGCACUGACUGAGACUGGCAAGUUGCAUCUCGUGGGCAAAGGAGAAAUGGCAGGAUCCUUCACUGCAACACCCGAUGUUGCGGGAUACGUGGCUCAUAUUCUUACUACUCAACCGCCAUCUCGUCUACUUGAUGCUGAAGUUCGCAUCGAAGGCCAGCGCGCAACGCUCUCUGAGAUUAUUGCCCUUUAUAAAGGCAGUGUACCUGUGGUACAUUGCGAUGCCCUUCCUACGGAAGGUGUGGUCGCCGCAGAAUUCCGUACGCUCCUCCAGCGGCGCUUUGAAGUCGGAGGAGCAAGUAGCGGCUGGAAACCUGAGACUGGGUCAGAUGAUGCGGAAUUGGCGAGCAAGGAUAAUUCGCUGUGGGAAGGGCACCGGUGGUUGACUGUUGGGGAAGUUCUUGGAUUGUAAUGAUAUGUACGUGCAUGAGACCUCUGUAACUCGGCACCCUUCAGUCUACUAGGGGGCUUCAGAAGCAUACCCUACAGUACUGUGUCGUCAAAGUAGCAACAAAUGA